AUGGGGAAACCCUUGAGGCUGCUGGUAACUUGUGUCCCUGCAUCCAUUGUACUUAUUGCGCUUUUUGUGUACGCAACAAGGAGUCGCUUCACGGGUGAAGUGACUAGGAUUGAUAAUAACCAGGACCAGAGAAAGGUGGAUGAACACGAUGUUCAGGAAGGAGUCGCUCUUGAGACAAACAGCAUCGCUCUCGAAGGCAGCCUGAUGGUGCCUUCCCACUCAGGAAAGGAUGAUCUCCGUUCCAACAGUACAUGGAACCCCUGUACAUUUGAUAUCUGUUUCAACCUAGAGAAAUGUCCAUUCACUCACCCAUUCGCCACCUACGUGUAUGAUGAUCUGCUUACGUCUUCCUCGAAUGAAAAUCCAUUUUCUCCACAACUUUUAGUAGAUGUCUUGAAGGAGACAGGUUCAUACACCUCUGACCCUACUAAAGCAUGUGUGUUUUUCAGUAUUCUUUGGAACAGAGAAAGUGAAAGAGAAAACGUUGGCCACCUGGAGAAAAAAAUUCACUCCCUGGCACAGUGGGGGGCAUAUGGCGAAAACCACGUUCUGGUUGAGCUGUCCACUGACCAGAGCCCUGGCCGCAGCAUGUUGGAAGGUGUUUCAACAGGAAAGGCUAUCAUUGCACGGAGUGUCAUCUCACCAGCCAAGCUGUUCAGUACAGGCUUUGACAUCCUUCUCCCUCCACUCAGGACGGCAGAGGCAGACUCGAUGGAUUUGCUAUCCCCUCUCCUUCCUGUAUCCCGAGAAACUUUUAUCCACUUCCACGGAGAACACUGUCCACAUCAACACCCAGGCCCUGGUGCUAUCACUCCAGAACACAUCAGAAGUCUCCAGCAGCUCUUAAAAGGUAAAGAGAGAGUGGACAUUCAGCUCCAGUGCCAACAGCCAGCCACCGGGAAGACAAAGGGGGCAAAGGAGGGGCAGUGGAUGUUGUGUGGAGACCAGAAAUCUCGACUUGAGCUCUGUUCCAAGUCUAUGUUCUCCCUCGUCCCAAGUCCAGGUGGCCCUAACGCUGGAACAGGAGUCGGUAUCUAUACUAGACUGAUAGAGUCUCUGAUGUGUGGCUCUAUACCAGUUGUCGUUGGAGUAGGGGUUCUCCCAUUUGACGAAGUAAUUGACUGGAGUCGGGCAGGACUCAUCGUUCCUUCUGGCCGGUACUCUGAUAUCCUCCACAUCCUGCGUAGUGUUAGUUCAGGUGACAUUCAGAACUUCAGACUCAAGGGCCGACAUUUGUGGUACACCUACUUCAGCUCUCCACUGAGGGUUGUCCAGAUUGCUGUAGCCAUAGUGAGGUCACGGACUCUCCACCCACCUCCCCCUGCUCCUCACUUUCUUGGGAAGCAGCUCCUUUACUCCUGCCCCCCACCACAAGCAGAUUACCUCUCCUUCCUUCACCAAUAA
Messenger RNA from Geodia barretti, 1404 nucleotides. NCBI's taxonomy places the organism in Eukaryota, Metazoa, Porifera, Demospongiae, Tetractinellida, Geodiidae. The record is from the annotation of a GenBank genome assembly.